AUGCAUGCAUAUAUCUCCCCAAUACUACGCAGUGAACCAAUUACUUCUGGAUCGAUACCUACUCCUCCUUAUGAAAGGAAUGGAGAAGUGAUGAAAUUUAGUCAAUGCGUAAUUUUCGGACAUAAAAUAUAUAUUUAUGGUGGAUUUGCCGACCAUAAUAUGAAUAUAUUAGAUAUUUCACAGCUAUAUUGGUCUACGUAUUUAUCGUCACUAGUAUAUAGUGGGAUGUGGGGUUACAGUGCUACAUUACUAAAUGAUUCGAUUUUAUACAUUGGAGGAAAAUUUAGUACAUUUGGUGGUGGUGGUCAAACUAAUUCAAAUCAUGAG
Molecule: messenger RNA, 327 nt
Organism: Racocetra persica
Lineage: Eukaryota; Fungi; Glomeromycota; Glomeromycetes; Diversisporales; Gigasporaceae
Source: the annotation of a GenBank genome assembly